This is a messenger RNA of Sphaeramia orbicularis (orbiculate cardinalfish), 5169 nucleotides long. It is a transcript of the gene urb2, whose product is annotated as URB2 ribosome biogenesis homolog. Gene Ontology annotation, biological process: ribosome biogenesis. The record is from RefSeq and is a predicted model, not a curated record. Gene Ontology annotation, cellular component: nucleolus. The transcript is spliced from 12 exons. NCBI's taxonomy places the organism in Eukaryota, Metazoa, Chordata, Actinopteri, Kurtiformes, Apogonidae. The coding region runs from base 93 to 5012 and encodes 1639 amino acids.
CGGGGUAAAAGUUGAAAGUUCAUCCACAUCUGAAAACAGGAGACACGUGCAGUGUGAACGUUGUCAGUGCAGACGUCACAGCACCUGCAGCAAUGGCUGCUAUUUACUCAGGCAUCUAUUUGAAACUGAAGAGUCCUCAGACUCCAUGGGAAGACAAACUGAAGCUUGCACGAUUUGCCUGGAUCUCUUCUCAAUGUCUGCUCCCCAACAAGGAACAGGUGUUGUUGGACUGGUGCACUCAUGCUCUGACUGGCUGGUACAAUAAGAAGGUGGAGUUUUCUCAAACUGUUUUGGAUGGGCUAUGGUGUUACCUUGAUGACGUGAUUCAUAGCCAGAAGCUCCAUUCACUUCUCAAACAAAGCAAAACCGUCAGCCUGAGACUCAACAUGGCACAGCUUCUGCUCGACCGCCUUCAAGACCGUGCAGGAUAUGGGCCAGCAGUGUGUGUGUCCACUGUGCUGAGUGUGUGUCAGGGUAUCCUCUCCUCCUCUGCUCUCUCAUCAGUUUUCACCACCAAGUUUGAACUCCUGGUAGAUUUGGUGAACAAGCUCUGCUCUUUGGCCUGCUGUGAGCUACAGCAGCCACUGCAGACAGGAUCUGUUCAGUCCACCGUACAAUGUGAAACUGCUGUGCCAUGUGAACAUCAGAUGGAUGCUGAGUCUCUUCAUCUUCUGCCUGUGGGAGAUUCCCACCAAGUUGAUCCAGUCACUGAAAAUCCUCCACAUCAUCCAUUGUUAGAGUCCACUAAUUUUUCCUCCAAGGCAAAUGAAAACCCCCCUUCAGCGAAACUAUUUGAGGUGUUACAUCAGGCACUGGCAUGUUAUCUUUCAGUUCAACGACAACAAGCUAAUCCUAACAGAGUAUUCACUGUGGUGACCAACCAGCUAUUCCAGCCUUUAAUACUACUCAGACACCUUCUCACCUCAGGAGAGUCACAGCUGCCUGUCCCUCAGCAGCUGUGCAGAGACAUUCGUGUCAAGAUUGACAAUGUCCUGCAGUUAGCUCUCUUCCCACCUGAGCUCCUGAAUCCUUACAAUGACGAACUUCUACCAUCUAAAGAGGAUGCUGGGAAACGGAGCUCUGGAGGGUCAAAAGGCCCCCUGAGGCCAGCUAGUGCUGUAAUCAGCCGACUGACUGCUCAGAGCUGCUGUGAGCCACAGCUCCACUACUCUGUGAAGUCAAACACUGUGUCUCUGCUUUUCAAGUUCUUCCUAGAAAGCUAUGGAAAAGGAAGAGGAGAAAGCGAGGAGGAGCACAGGAUGUUGUGUUUCUACUUUCUCUCCAGACUGGCCUCUGUUUUAGAUUUAGGUCUUGAUACACGCUCACUUUCUCUUGCUAAAGUAGACCAGCCACUGUCUGAGUCCGCCUGUUCCCCAGAGAACUGGAGCCUGGCCCUGCUGGCUGUCGAGUCUCUGCUAAAUCAGGCUCUGUCAGCUGACAUUUACAACGUAGCAGCAGAUAGAAUAAGACAUGGAGAGGUUCAGCUGAGAUUUUACAGAGCCCUGGGACAAUUGCUUUUCAAUCAGGCCCAGCCAAGCAUCCCGGCUUGGUACCGCUGCUUGAAAGUGAUGUUGAGUUUGAACCAUCUGAUUCUUGAACCGGAUCUGGACCAGCUGUUGUCGUCAGCCUGGGUCAAUGCGGAUUGCAUUGAAGGACGAGUGCAGAAGGCCAGGCAGGUCAUGGUGUGCAGUCUCCUCCGGACAUACACUAAGCUUCGUCAGCUGCCGCGUCUCUUCUCAGAGCUCUUGUCUGUUAUCUGUCAACCCGCUCUGGACGAGCUCCGACCUCCUCUACUGUCUGACGAGGUUACCGCCUCCCUCCAGAGCUGUCUUUUGGACACUCCUCCUUCCCAAGCCACAGAGGUCUGUUCUUUAGUCUUGGAGAGCAUCAGGAAGUAUAUACUGCCUGACCUAGUGAAGGAUAAGAUGAACAUCGACGAUAGAGAAAAUAUGUUUGAUGGAGGGAAAAAGGAUUCAUCCCUGAAGCUCUUUUCCCUCAGCCAGCUUCUUCAUACUCUUUUAUUUAAUCUGAAGACUCUGGACAAUGCCUCUCCUCUUCCCUUAGUCAGACAGAGUCAAAGACUGAUGGAGGAGAUGCAGCAGAUUGUCAAGGAGUUAUUGCAACUGUUUACAGAGAAGAAGGAUGAGAAAAUACAAAUAGGUUCAGGCCCAAAAACACCAAAGACAGGCAAAAAGGCACCAGACAGCAAAGACUUACAGAACGAUACAGAAACGAAUAAUCUAUGGAAACAAAAGACUCAGGAGGCUUGUCUCCUCCUCAAAUACACCUGGGUGGAGGUGGACACACUCUUCCACAUCCACUGCAGCAAAUACACUUCUCUUGACUCAGCUCUCACAAGUGACCCUAAAGCUCCAGUCCUGGUUCACAUUGAAGGUCUUCUCUCUGGUGAAAUUAGCUCUGUGAUUUCCAGUAGCCCUAUGAGUUGUUUGCUGUUCAAGCUUCUCACUUUGCAACAGAUUAAGAAAGUCUUGUUAGACUCCACCUUACUUGCUGAACACAGUACUGCAGUGCUGCUAACCAGGGCAGCCCAGUUUAUUUUAGGCAAAGACAAGUUUGAGUUGAGUGUAGGUGUAGAGCAGGAAUGGGACGGGCAGGUGGGCAGUGUUAACACCAGCUCCUACCAGGUUGCACACUGGUAUCUUGUCACCUCAAAUUUGCCUUUGAUAGUUCCCUACCUAAGCAGGGAAGAUGUUGAAUCCAUAGCAGAAGUACUCCUCAGCUCACUUCUUAUGAGACACACAGAUGGAGACCAAGACCAGUUGUCCAGCCGUCUGACCGUCUCCCUCAUAUCUUCACAGCUUCUCCAAAGCCCCAUUCUCCCAGAGCUGCCUUCACUGUUCUCUGCCAUGGUUCAGUGUCUCACACAAAGGAUUACUGGUCUCCUCAUGGCAGCACAUAAAAAUAAGGCUUGUGCUGCAUUUCAGGAGAAAGGAGCUAACGCCAGUCAGGCUCUGUUGGAAAAAGAGGCUUUAGUUAAGGAUAUAUUGGCAUCCUCUAAGAAUGGAGAAGUGUCUGUGCUGCUUAGUGACUCACAGACACAGGAGAUAUUAAACCUACUCCAAAUUUUAACAAGCCUCAACCCAGAUGGGAUGAAAACUGAUGACAUGUCAUCUCUUUUUCUCCUUCUCUUUUUCAUGUUCACCUCUACUUCCACUCAGCAAAACAUAGCCAUGGACAUGGAUAAUGGGGAUGGAAAUCCUGCUGGAUUCCUUAGAAAGCUUCUUAGAAUUCUGGCUUGUCUCCUGGAGGGUAGAAACUUCCAGACUGUUUUGAAGCUGGUUCAUGGUGGGACUCUGCUGCAGGCCACUGUGUCUUCACUUCUUGUUCAUAGGUUUGGAUCUGCAAGCAGCUCAGAUUGGUUGGAUUUAGUCAAAGCUGUACAGGGCUUCAUCAGGUCUUUGGUCCAGUUGAUUAUAAUGAGAAAUAGCAGUGUUCGUCUCAACCUGGACCAGUUUGCGUCCUAUCUUACCAGUAAGGAUGUAACAGACAGGUAUGCUAUAGCUCCCAGUGUAACAGUGGUGGAUAUUUCAGGUAAAUUAGAUGUGAGAGACUCCAUCUUGUCUAUUCAUCUCCUGCUGGCAUCACUGACCACUUUUUCUCAAGCAAUGACAAAUGCUUUAGGAAGGAACAAACCGCUGGAUCAAACACUGACUCAAAUGCUCACAAGAACAACUGCAACAUUGGGACAAGCCAUCGAGUCCAUCCUAAAACCGCAAACUGACAUCCAGCCAACCAGCAUCCUUGGUCAGGCCUUCAUAGUGGAGGUUGUCACCGUCAUGCUGCAGUGUGAACUGUCCUUACUGUCACUGGAGGAUGAGAACAAACAGGGCCACAGCCUUGGUCACAUGGGGCUCUAUCGGAGCUUCAGCCAACAGAUCCUCAAAGAAAUAAGCUCUGCCCCCAGGCCCACUGACUUCCUUGUUUCGUCUCUCCGUUUCCUGUCUGCUUUUUACUCAGCAGUGGAGAGGACAAGAGGAGAUGAGGAGACAGAAAGAAAGGAACUGGAUGAGCUGUACAUGCAGAUACUGCAGGCUGUGCACCACCUCCUGACAGCUCACUGGUUGGGUUCACAUGAUCUCUGUGAACUGGAGCCAGUUGUGCAGGAGCUCCUCCACCACCUGGUGGAAAAAAGCACAACAGGCCAGUUCAACCUGCUGCUGCUGCUGAUCAAAGAUGGACUGGACAUUGGGAAACUGAGGGCUGAAAAGUACAGGGAGGUGUUAUCUGCAGUCAUCAUCAUUAAGAUGCUAUCCUGCUGUCCCUUACCUGAGUCCUGCUCUAAAGCUUUGUGGCUCAGUGCACCCCAGAUUAUAUCUGCAAUGAUGUUCUUGGUAAGAUCAUCCAGUCAGGACAUCUCUCUUACGCUCCCCUUCACCGUGCCCACAGUGAUGGCAAUGACAUCACUGCUGCGACAGGGGGAGGGGCUAAUUUCCAACCCUCAUCAUGUGACCCUGGUCUUUGGAGCGCUUCAGGCAGUACCUCUGGACCGCUUGACUCCAACCGUCUACCAGUCUGCGUUCCUGGCUGUUCAUGAGGCUCUGUUUGCUGUCAUUCAGUGUCACCCUCAGGUGAUGCUGAAUGCAGCUCCUUCAUUUUUAAAUGUCUUUUAUCGACUGGUGGCUUCCAUCAUGCAGGAGGGUCGACAGAGAAAGGACAAUGACACAGAUGGUGAUGUGUAUCAGCAGUGCUCCAGACUGAUUGAGAGGAUGUACUCUCAUAUUGCUGCCACAGCUGAGAGCUUCACCACACUGUCAGCCUUCAUGGUGGCCCAGUACGUCACCGAACUACAAAAGGUGACUUUGCGAUCAGACAUUAAGCUGCAUCUGACAGAGGGCAUUUAUCGGAUACUGGACCUGUGUCUGGAGCAGGAUAUCAAGUUUCUGACGGCUGGUCUGCAGAUGGGAGUCAGAGAAGUGUUCAAUGAGCUGUACAGCAGUUACACCCAUUACCACAAAGCACAGCGGCAAGGAGAAGACAAGUACACAGUCUGAACUGUAAACAAAGUGUCCACCCUUCAGGAAAGUAGAGGACAAUUCCCGAAUAUGGAAAAAUUAUAGAAGGACUGUGUUGAUGUGAAAAUAUUUAUAUAAUUUUUGCAUCAAAUAAAUACACGGUUUAUAUGCAGACACUGGGGGAAAUACCCUGCAA